GGGCUUGUUGGAUUGUUGCUGUGUUUUUUGUUUUUUGUUUUUCCUGGGGAGGGGGAGGAAAAAAGCAGCUUCCCAUUGGGGUGGGACAGACUCCCUUUUGGACCAAGAGGAAGCACCAGGCCGGCGUUUUCCAUCCUGCCGCAGCUCCGCUAUUCUUCAUGCCCACCUUGUUCCGCGAGCCGUCCUUUCGCUUCCUCCGUGGGCCGGGAGAGCCUCCCUGCCCCCCUCCAAAACUUCACAAGGCUGAGCCCAUCCCGGGCUCCGGCUCUUCUCCAGCGAGGCGACGGCGCCGCUGCUCCGGCCGCUGGAGCCCGGUGAGUGCCCUCCGACCCGCCGCCGCUUAUGCAACACAUCAUCGAAAACCACCCGGACAUGGCAACGGCGCUGCUGGCUGGGGAGAAACUUAAGGAGCUGAUCCUGCCCGGGCAGCAAGACGAGAAGGCGGGCUCGCUGGCCGCGCUGCUCGUGCAGCUGAAGCUCGAGCUCCCCUUCGACCGCGUGGUCACCAUCGGCACCGUCCUGAUCCCCAUCCUCCUCGUCACGCUGGUCUUCACCAAGAACUUCGCCGAGGAGCCCAUAUACUGUUACACACCACACAACUUCACCCGGGAUCAAGCCUUGUAUGCCAGAGGAUACUGUUGGACAGAGCUAAGAGAUGCAUUGCCAGGUGUAAAUGCGAGCCACUGGCCUUCCUUGUUUGAGCAUAAAUUCCUUCCAUACGCCUUGUUGGCGUUUGCUGGCAUUAUGUACAUUCCAGCCCUUGGAUGGGAAUUUCUGGCUUCCACCAGACUGACUUCUGAACUUAACUUUUUGCUCCAGGAGAUAGAUAACUGCUAUCACCGAGCAGCUGAAGGCCGCGCACCAAAAAUCGAAAAACAAAUCCAAUCUAAAGGUCCCGGGAUAACAGAACGUGAGAGAAGAGAAAUCAUUGAGAAUGCGGAAAAGGAAAAGAGCCCAGAGCAAAACCUGUUUGAGAAAUAUCUGGAACGCAGAGGGCGUAGCAAUUUCCUAGCCAAACUUUACCUGGCAAGGCACCUCUUUAUCAUAUUUUUAAGCAUCAUUCCCAUCACGUACUUGUCCACCUAUUAUGCCACACAGAAACAAAAUGAAUUUACGUGUGCCCUAGGAGAACCUCCUGACAAAACAAGCAAUUCCAAAUUGCUCAUUCGGGUGAAUUGCAAGCUACCCUCUGUGCAGCUGCAACGCAUAAUUGCCGGAGUGGACAUUGUCCUCCUUUGUUUCAUGAACUUGAUCAUUCUCAUCAAUCUAAUUCACCUUUUCAUAUUCCGCAAGUCCAAUUUCAUAUUUGACAAGCUGAACAAGGUUGGAAUAAAGACCAAGAAACAGUGGCAGAAAUCUCAGUUCUGCGAUAUUAAUAUCCUGGCUAUGUUUUGCAAUGAAAAUCGCGACCACAUCAAGUCUCUGAACCGCUUGGAUUUCAUUACCAACGAAAGCGAUCUGAUGUAUGACAACGUUGUGCGUCAGUUGCUGGCAGCUCUAGCCCAGUCUAAUCAUGAUGUUACCCCCACUGUGCGUGAUUCUGGAAUACAAACAAUAGACCCCAGCAUUAACCCUACAGACAUUGACCCUAAUGAGCCACUGAUCAUCAAGCGUCCUCGGAAGAAAAUGAAGUGGAUCCCGAGUAGCAAUCCCCUUCCCCAGCCAUUCAAGGAGCAACUAGCUAUUAUGAAGGUGGAGAACAACAAACCUGAGAAGCCAAAACCAGUGCGUCGGAAGACAGCAACUGAUAGUCUGAUUGCACCUUUGCUCGAGACCAACUCAAAAAAUUCCCAACCAUCCUCAGUUCACAAAACUGAAUCUAGUACUCUGUCCAACGCAGGUAAUGAAAAGAAGCAUACACGUCAUUUUUCCUUAGAUGUCCAUCCAUAUAUACUGAGUAAUAAGAAACCCAAGCAAGAAAUUCCACCCAUUACUUCUAUGGCAACAUCCAAAAGCCAAGAGAGUGGAUUUUUAAACCGGGAAGAGAAAGCCAUAGUCCGCGUCACUUCUUCUCUCAAAGAUUCUUCCCUUCCUGGAAAAGAUUCUCUUUAUGCCCAUGAUACCUGCAGGACAGUGCCUGCAACAGGGGUUUUCCUCACCUGUACCCAUAACCAUAUAGCUAAUUCUGGUGCUGCAACAAAAGUCUCUCUGCCCCAGACCAAUAAGGUAGAGUCAGGGCCUGCCCUGAAUUGCAACCCUGUGCAUCCUCUUCUGCACAUUAAUACGCUGUAUGAAGAUCAUGAGGAAGAGGGCUCAAACCUUAUAGAUGAUUCUUUAGACAACAGAAUUCACUCUCCAACAGAAACUGGAGAUAUCAUUUCUAUACCUUCCACAAAACAAAUCAUGUUGGCAACUUUUGAUGAACCCUUGGCAAUAGUGAAUUCUGCAGAAUUUUGAUGAACAAUCCAGAACUGCUGUUGAGCAAAGCUUGAACCUGAUGGUCCACCUACAGUAGUAUGAACCAUGUUACCCCUCAAAUGUCAACUACUGCAUGAGCAUGGAGUGCUGAAACACAGACCAUACGGUUUGUAAUACUCCAGAUCGGUUAUUCAGGGUAGUGUCUUGGCCAAUGUUGAUAGCUUGCAAAUAUGACAAUAAUAAUAAGCCAAUCAAAUUAUUCUAUGCUUGGAAACACAUGCAAUAAAGCAC
This is a messenger RNA of Python bivittatus (Burmese python), 2649 nucleotides long. RefSeq names its product pannexin 2 (gene PANX2). Gene Ontology annotation, biological process: cell-cell signaling; monoatomic cation transport; positive regulation of interleukin-1 production. Gene Ontology annotation, molecular function: wide pore channel activity. The record is from RefSeq and is a predicted model, not a curated record. NCBI's taxonomy places the organism in Eukaryota, Metazoa, Chordata, Lepidosauria, Squamata, Pythonidae. Gene Ontology annotation, cellular component: plasma membrane.